AUGGCCCCAAGAAAUAGUCAUAAGGAUUCUGCUUCAGAAUCAGAAUCUAAUACGAAUUCACAUACAAGACACACAACUGCUUCGUCGUCGACUAGCAAAACAUCACAAAAAGCAAGAAAUCAAUUAGCCCUUCAACAACAACAACAAUACCUAGCUAAACAUAUUAAUUCUAAUGGUCCUCAAGAUAGACCAAAACCUACUCCAUUGGAUUUUGCUACAUAUAAAGAUGAGGCUUUAUUGAAAUAUUCAGAACGAUAUGGAUUUCACAACUUUUCCCGAAUCGACUCCUUAAACUCCGAUAUAUUAAAUAGUGAGAUUGGGAAGAAGACAUUCAGUAAAAGAAGUAAGAAAAGACAAAGAGAUAAUGGAAGAAUAACCAAGACAGAAGUUGCCAGUCAUAUCAAGAACCAUUUUGCUGGAUUACCUGCUAAAGAAAAUGAUAUAAUCACUGGAUUCUUGUAUAAAGUAAAACAUCAAGAUAAAGAGUUCAAGUUAACAUUUCAAUAG
This is a messenger RNA of Candida tropicalis MYA-3404, 507 nucleotides long. RefSeq lists its product as uncharacterized. The transcript has a single exon. NCBI's taxonomy places the organism in Eukaryota, Fungi, Ascomycota, Pichiomycetes, Serinales, Debaryomycetaceae. The record is from RefSeq and is a predicted model, not a curated record. Gene Ontology annotation, molecular function: protein binding. Bases 1 to 507 code for a protein of 168 amino acids.